AUGAGUCUCGAACAAAUUUGGCAUGAAUAUAAACAUAACCAUGAUGGUGAUCAUUAUACAGAUAAUGCUUCCGUAGUUUUUGUCCCGACAGCCUCUGGUGCACGAGGUUAUGAUGCUGUUAGACAAUUCUUGGCAAAGGCAUACGAUACUCGUGUGCUCAAAAUAAGCGAAAAAUUGAUUUACUCGACAGUUGGAAAUGAUUCCAUCGUUGAAGAAUCGGAAACUACAAUUCAGUUUGUUAGUGGUGAUGGUUCCUGGGUUGUACCUGGUGUUGACAGUAGAUACACAAUUGAUAACAAAGUUGUCAUUCCAAUGGUAACUUCAGCAAAAUUUGAAGGCGAUAGAAUCUCAUCAAUUCGCGUUUAUUGGGAUCAAGCUUCAGUAUUGAAGCAACUUAAAUUGAUAUCUGAGAAAAGCGCUUGGCCAAUAGUAACUGAUAAACAGGCUGAAUCAUUAACUAAUAUUGCAAAUGCACAUCUCAAUCCAUUUGGUAAAACGGUUCUUAGUGCUGGUUUGUCGCAAAUGAACUCCAAUGAACAACAGCAACAACAACCUCGUCAUAAUGUUCAUACUUCUAGUCGUGUUAAUCAACCUGGCGGUACUGGUGGCAAAUCUUCAAUCAUUUUCAGCAACGAGACUGAUGAUCCUGUUGUUAGUCGUACCAGAUUCAAUUCAAACAAGAAUGCAUCACAAUUCUCUAUUGGUGAUGACGACGACACUGCUUCUCAAGCUGAUACAUUAUCUGGACAUUCAACUCGUCAAACUGUUAAACCUUCAAGCCGUGUCUUGAAACCUCCUGGUGGUGGUGGUUCUCAAAUUACCUUUGGUUAA
This is a messenger RNA of Entrophospora sp. SA101, 831 nucleotides long. NCBI's taxonomy places the organism in Eukaryota, Fungi, Glomeromycota, Glomeromycetes, Entrophosporales, Entrophosporaceae. The record is from the annotation of a GenBank genome assembly.